GACCGGAUGCCAAACGGCGUAUAAUUCCCUAUAUUUGUGCACUACAUAGCGUGUUAAAUAAUGGCUUUUACACCCUAUGUAGUGCACUUUGGAAUCUAACAGGGAGUUUUUUUUUUAGUUACGACUACCACAGCUUAUGUGUGCAGCUAGCAAGCUAGCUCAAUUAGCUAGCCGUUUGUCAAAAAAAAAAAAAAAAGUUGCGGUUAUUGUGCAGUUCUGGUCUCGAUGGAUCCCAAUCGGAUUAUACAGGCUUUAAAGGGAACUAUAGACCCUAACCUUAGAAUAGCGGCUGAAAAUGAGCUCAAUCAGUCCUACAAGAUCAUCAACUUUGCUCCGACUCUGCUGCAGAUCAUCGUGUCGGAGCAGGUGGAGUUUCCUGUACGGCAAGCAGCUGCCAUCUACCUGAAGAACAUGGUGAGUCAGUACUGGCAGGACCGGGAGCCGUCUGUGGGCGAGGUCGUGUUCCCCUUCAACAUCCACGAGAAUGACCGCGGUCAGAUUCGAGAGAACAUGGUGGAGGCCAUCAUCCGGUGUCCGGAGUCCAUACGAGCCCAGCUUACAGUCUGCUUGCGUGCCAUUAUAAAGCACGAUUUCCCCGGCCGCUGGACUGGCAUCGUCGAUAAGAUCAACUUGUACCUGCAGUCUCAGAACAGCGGGAGCUGGUACGGGAGUCUGCUCGCGCUCUAUCAACUCGUCAAAAGCUACGAGUUUAGGAAGGCGGAGGAGAGGGUACCCCUGCUGGCUGCUAUGCAGCUCUUCCUGCCCCGGAUCCAGCAGCUCAUCACUCAGCUGCUGCCUGAUGCCACGGUGUUCUCUGUCCUCAUCCAGAAACAGAUCCUGAAGAUAUUCCAUGCACUCGUGCAGUAUUCCUUGCCUCUCCAGCUGCUCAGUAAUACAGUCAUGACCCAGUGGAUGGAGAUCCUGAGAGCGGUUGUGGAUCGGGACGUCCCUCCUGAGACUCUGGAGGUGGACGAAGACGAUCGGCCAGAGUUAGUGUGGUGGAAGUGUAAGAAAUGGGCUCUCCAUAUUAUCACCAGGAUGUUUGAGAGGUACGGGAGCCCGGGCAACGUGACGAAGGAGUACUAUGAGUUUGCAGAUUUUUUCGUAAAGACUUACGCUGUUGGGAUUCAACAGGUCUUGUUAAAGGUGAUUGACCAGCACAGGCAGAAGCAGUUUGUGAGUCCACGUGUGUUACAGCAAGCUCUGAACUACCUGACACGGGGCAUCUCUCACUCCAUCACGUGGAAACAGAUGAAGCCACACAUGCAGACUAUAACUCAGGAGGUGGUGUUUCCUCUGAUGUGUUAUAAGGAUGAAGAUGAGAAGCUAUGGCAGGAAGAUCCGUACGAGUACAUCCGCAUGAAAUUCAAUAUGUAUGAUGACCACGUGUUUCCCGCCACUGCGGCUCAGACUCUGCUGUGCAAAGCAUCCAGAAAGAGGAAGGAGGUCCUUCCUAAGAUGAUGGAGUUCUGCCAUCAGAUUUUGAUGAACCCCGGCGCUGACCCCCGCAGGACAGACGGGGCGCUGCACGUCAUCGGCGCUUUAGCUGAUCCGUUGUUAAAGAAGCAGAUAUACAGAGAUCAGAUGGAGCUUGUGUUACAGAACUAUGUGUUUCCUCUACUCAACUCCAACCUGGGCUACCUGCGCGCCAGGUCCUGCUGGGUUCUGCACUGCUUCAGCCCGCUGAAGUUCCACAAUGAGCUGGUCCUGAGGAACGCAGUGGAACUCGUCAAACAGGACCUCAUCAAUGAUCAGGAGAUGCCUGUCAAAGUGGAGGCAGCCAUCGCUCUGCAGACUCUGGUCAGCAACCAGGAGCAAGCUAAGCUCUACAUAAGACCCUUCAUCAGGCCCGUGAUGCAGGAGCUGCUGCACGUCAUCAAAGAGACAGAGAACGACGACCUCACGAGCGUCAUCCAGAAGAUGAUCUGCGAAUACAAUCAGGAAGUAGCUGUGAUCGCAGUGGAUAUGACCCAGAACCUGGCGGAGAUCUUCAGUAAGGUUCUGCAGAGUGAGGAGUACGAGGAGAGUGAAGAUAAGACCGUGAUGGCCCUGGGCAUCCUCAGCACCAUAGACACCAUCCUUACGGUCAUGGAGGACCACAAAGAGAUCACUCAGCAGCUAGAGGGGAUCUGCCUGCAGGUGAUCGGCCUUGUGCUCCAGAAGCCCAUCAUAGGUAUGGCAGAGUUCUAUGAGGAGAUUCUGUCGCUGGCGUUUGGUCUCACCUGCCAGACCAUCUCCCCUCAGAUGUGGCAGCUGCUGGGCGUGCUUUACGACGUCUUCCAGCACGACUGCUUCGACUACUUCACAGAUAUGAUGCCUCUCCUACACAAUUAUGUAACUGUGGACACAGACACACUUCUGUCCAAUCCCAAACACAUGGAGGUCAUUUACACUAUGUGCAAAAAGGUCCUAACGAGCGAUGCAGGAGAGGAUGCAGAGUGCCAUGCUGCUAAGCUGCUGGAGGUUAUCAUCUUACAGUGCCGGGGUCGGGGCAUUGACCAGUGUAUCCCGCUGUUUGUGGAAGCAGUGUUGGAGCGGCUGACGCGUGGUGUGAAGUCCACAGAGCUGCGCACCAUGUGUCUGCAGGUGGCCAUCGCCGCUCUGUACUACAGUCCCUCACUGCUGAUGCACACUCUGGAGAACAUGCGCUUCGCCCACAGCGCCGAGCCAAUCACCGCCCAGUUCAUCAACCAGUGGAUGAACGACACCGAGUUCUUCCUAGGGCUGCACGACCGUAAGAUGUGCAUCAUCGGCCUGAGUCUGCUGAUGGACUUGUCCAGCCGGCCGGCGGUUUUAGAAGGCGUGGCCAGUCAGAUCAUCCCUUCUAUCCUGCUCUUGUUCCUGGGCCUCAAGCACAUCUACGCCUCGCGAGUGCUCAGCAAGCCCGAGCAGUUCUCCAGAGCACAGGGCACUGAGGAGGACGAGAACGAGGAGAUUCCCAGUGAUGAGGAUGAAGCAGGAGAGAAGAGCUCCAGCAUGCAGCCGUCCAGCGCUCCCAGUGGCAACGGCAACGACGAUGAGGAUGACGACGAUGAUGAAGAUUACUGGGAUGAGGAUGGCCUGGAGGGCACAGCGCUGGAGGAGUACAGCACGCCGCUGGACUACGACAACGGAGAAGACGAGUAUCAGUUCUUUUCCGCCUCCCUGCUUCGCGUGCAGAGCUCAGACGCAGGCUGGUAUCAGAUGCUAACGCAGUCUCUGAGUGACGAACAGAAGAAGCAGCUGCAGGAGAUCUACAGUCUGGCCCAGCAGAGGAGGAACGCAGCAGGAAAAGGCCUGUGAGAUGUGUUCUGUGUGGGAGGUACCAGAACGCUUGGACGAUGACACGAUUGUGGGUUUUGGAUCUGCAACGGUUUUAAUUCCAGAACCAGCAUCCUGACUUUCCAAGGACACAAUCAGCGCAACACCUUCGAGCGGAGCUUCGAGAGUCCUUUCAGCCAGGGCUUAAAGGUGGCUCUACAGAUCCAUAACCCCAGCAGGACCACUGAGGCACUUGGAUAAGAGAGAGGCCUUGUCCUGUCACAGCCUGACUCACUAGUACUGUGUGUGUGAGUGUGUGUGUGUGAGAGAGAGAGAGAGAGAGAUAGAGGGAGCAGUAAGUAUGGGUGACAAUCGUGUGUAUGAGCACCUAAACUCUUAUCUGUAUUAUUUGCUGGACUUCGUCACGUCCCCUCCGUCAGCUGUGACACACUGAGCAUCUACUUUGAGAGUGUUUUGCGAGGUGUUUUGCUAUAAGAGGCAGACCGACACACACACGUGCAGGUAGUGUGUACCGUCAGUGAUUUGAAGGUAUGUUUGUGUCUGGCUUGUGAUAUACAUACUGGGGAAGACUGUGCUUUAUAUUUGUUACAUGUUUGUAUGUCCGACUUUGUUUUUUGUAUUAGUACGUUUUGAGAAUUAACUUAAGGCAUAAAAUUGAGUCUGACACUA
This is a messenger RNA of Pangasianodon hypophthalmus (striped catfish), 3930 nucleotides long. RefSeq names its product importin 8 (gene ipo8). Lineage: Eukaryota; Metazoa; Chordata; Actinopteri; Siluriformes; Pangasiidae. Gene Ontology annotation, molecular function: small GTPase binding. Gene Ontology annotation, biological process: protein import into nucleus. The coding region runs from base 226 to 3282 and encodes 1018 amino acids. Gene Ontology annotation, cellular component: nuclear envelope; cytosol. The record is from RefSeq and is a predicted model, not a curated record. The transcript has 25 exons.